GCGAAAGGGUGGGGGUCACUUCCUGUAAGGGAGAUCAUUCCAAACUCUCCCCCUAACACGUGUGUUAUUUUCAGUUUCUGGGGAAAAAGUUUGAUUAAGGUGCUGGAUACGUAAUUCGGAGAAUGCCAAAGAAACGGGGAAGGCAGCUAAAAAGGCCAGGGCAGCAAAUCGUCAAACAAAAUUGCAAGAUCCAGAUGAAAAAAACCCACAUUCAUUCGUCUUUCAUCGAGGUCUUGUGGGCAAGCAUAUGAGAGAACUGGCAAGAGACAUAAGGAAGGUUAUGGAACCAUUCACAGCCUCAAAAUUACAAGUAAAAAAGUCUAAUACAUUAAAAGAUCUCACAAGCAUUGCUGGGAUCUUCCAUGUCAGUCGCAUGCUGAUGCUUACGAAAACAGAACAUGGGCCAUAUCUGCGUGUCAUAGCAACUCCACAGGGGCCCACUCUUGUAUUCAAGAUUCAUGAAUACUGCCUUGCACGUGAUGUUGUAUCCUACCUCAAACGCCCAAAUGUGGAGCAAAGUGCUUUCUUGACUCCGCCACUUCUGGUGAUGAACAACCUGUCAGGCGAGCACAUGGAACUGAAGCUUAUACAGGCAAUGUUCCAGGAAAUGUUUCCAAAAAUAAAUGUCCAUAAGGUCGUUAUGGACUCCAUUAGGAGAUGUGUCCUUGUUAACUAUAACAAGGAUACAAAACUGUUAGAUUUCAGACACUACCUUAUCAAGCUGGCACCAGUUGGCAUCAGUCGCAGCAUCAAGAAGCUUAUCAGACCAAAGUUGCCAAAUAUGAGCCGCUUUGAGACCAUUAGUGAGUACAUUGAGAGGGGAGGAAAUCUGUCUGAAAGUGAAGGUGAGAUGGAUGGUCCUCAUAAUGAGGUUACAUUGCCGCAAGAGGUUCGAGGACGAGGGAACAUCAAAGCCACACAGAGUGCUGUUAGAUUAAAGGAGGUGGGCCCUCGGUUGACACUACAGCUAGUUAAAAUAGAAGAGGGCAUUUGUGAUGGUGCUGUACUUUUUCACGCAUUUGUGAAGAAAUCUGUAGAGGAAACAGAAUCUAUAAAAGCUAUGAGAGAAAAGAAACGAAUAUUAAAAGAAAAACGAAAAAGGGAACAGCUAGAAAAUGUGAAGAAAAAAGCUCUCCUAAGAGAGGAGAAUAAAAAAAAAAGCCUGCAAGGCAUCAAGAACAAGCAGGCUAUGAAAAGACAGCCUCAGAACGAUUCAGAUCAGUUUCCAAAGGGUAAAAAAAGGAAAGUUUCUGAAGAAGGAUAGAAGAAAGCAAAGAGAGUAUUUUUUCUCACAAUCACCCCAAAAGAAUCAGCAUUCAUAUUUCCAUCAUGUGAGCAAUAUCACAAUGACUGACAAUUUCUUUUUUUGGUAGGUUCCUACCCCUAACUGAUGUUGGUGGAGUUUGGGGGGGUGUGUGCCAAAUGAAAGUACAAAAUACAUAAAUGCAGUGCCCUUACUUUUUAAAAAUUAAAACAUACAUUAAUUUGUUAUUAGCAAUAUCAGUAAUUUGCAGAUUGUGUUCCAUAAUCUGAAGUGCUUUAUAAAGAAAGUAGGCAACGUUUUGGAUAAAUGUUAGACAGUUACUUGCAAAUAAAAUGAAUAAAUGAAACUGAGGAUGCUUGUAGAAUUUUUCAGGAAUGUACAGCUGUUGUGGGCACACGAACACAAAAUGUAACUCAUGAAUCUCUUCUACUGUAAUUGAACUGUGUACGUAGUGAUUUUCCUCAUCACUAACAGCAGGAGUUUCAUUUGUAUCCUGUUCCUGUACAGAACAUGCAUUUAAUACGUUGAAAAUGACCCUAAUUUGGCCUAGAGAAAAGAGCGCAGAGAAAGAAGGGUGUAUGCAAGACAAGAGCUGAAUUCAGAACAGCCAACCUUCACUGUAUGACAGGCACUAACCAUUGAACCACCAGAUGGCUAUGAUACAAAAAGAAUAAAGUCACAAAUUAAACAAAAAAAUUUAUAGAUAACAAAAUUGAAAAAAACUAAAGAGUUUAAAAUAAGUCAAUUUUAGAGAGAGAGACUUUUAUUUGACGUGAAUGUAAAACCAAUUUUUUUUUUUUUUUUUAUCCUGAGGUCUUGUGAUUUUCUUUAAAAGUGUUUUCAGAAGAAAAAAAAAGUGGUCUCUGAAUUAGUCAAUUCAGUAAAACCUGCCUCUUGCUGUUUAUGUUGUGAUAUUCUACAGAAAUCAUUAAAAAUUAACUUCACUUUGGUCAUGGCAACCCCAACCAUAUUCCAAUUGUAUAUUGUAAAGGCAACUAUGAUCUUAGGACUUGAUUUGAAUUAAGAUGUAGGACACUAUUGUGUUGGGGGGGGGGGUGUUUAGCAUGUAAUGUGAAGAGGUAGAUAUGCCUAAUGAAAGGUAAAUAUAUAUAUACACCCAGAUGUUAGUAAGUUAUACAAGUAUGCAAAAUCAUUUUUAACAUUUUACAUUAGUAACAGUUCAGAUUAGCUUGUCACACAGCUAUAUUUCUGUAAUCGUACAUUUAAAAAAAUGAAUAGAAAAAUGCUGUCUUGUUAAUUGCCCCAAAAGCAUUGAUAGGAUAAAAGAUUUCCUUUUGUAAUGGGUUGUUGGAUAAGUCGUUUAUGUUUCUUUCAUAGGUCCUUUAUGAAAGAAAAAGGAGUCAAUAAUAUGUUGUCCAUUUUGUUCGAUAACUUUUUGCAAUCUUUCAGUGCGUUUCAUAAUUCCUCAUUCAAACAAAAAACUGUUUUUACUGUUGAAUAACUGAACAAGGUGUUGAUUCAGAACCUCAUCUGAAUUGAAUGUUGCACCACACAUGGAGUUUUGAAGAGAGUGAAACAAUCUAAGUCUGACAGCGCAAGGUCAGAUGAGUAUGGUAGGUGUGGUAACACAUCCCAUCCAAGCCCCAAUAAUUUUUGAUGGCUGUAGUCUCACUUUGUGAUGAAAGGUAACUCCUUUACAAUUAACAGGCUCUGGAUGUUUUGGGAUGAUUGAUUUGUUCAAACUGUCCAGUGGCUGAUAGUAAAUAUUCAGAUUGAUUUUUAAACUAUCAGUUUGUAGGAUCUCAAGAAACAAGACACCUUUAAAAUCCCACCACACUUGAGAGCAUAACCUCCCUCUGAUGAAUGACUGAUUUUUAUACCUUUUAUGUGAAUCAUAACAUCGAGACCUAGACCGUUUGGGCAUCAUACAAUCCACUUCUCACCACCAGCUAUCGGUUGGUCGCUUCCAAAAAAAAAAGGGGUUUCCUCACAUUUAAUGUCACAGAUUAUCACAUGCAUCGUAAAAUAAACUUCAAGUUCAUGAGGAACCCAAAUACUGAGCUUGUUUACAUAUUCAAGCUUCUUUAGGUGGUCUUGUGGAAUGUUAAAUCUGCAAUGUCUUGUCCUGUAAUGUGUAGCAUCUUUUAAAUAAAAAUUCGCCAGAAUGGAAUUUUGUCAACCAUCAUCAGACUGAUGUUCUUGUAGAGCAUUGUUGUCAUAAACUUUACACAAGUUUUAUGUAUAUUCUUCUCUUUGCAGAAUUAAAAUAUCACGAAAAUGCUGUUUGGUCUGCCAUCUUGUAAAAUCUCCCAAACUUAUCUGAAUCGCUUAACUCUUUUUUUUUUUUUUUAACAAUGAUGCUAGAACUGUCAUUGGCAUAGAAAUAACCAUUACUUUCAAAAGUGAAUUAGAGUCAUCUGUUGCAGAAAUGCAUUGUGACGUUUCAAACUUGAUAUUUAUAAACUACAUGAUUGUUUCAAUUUGGAAUUUAAAGGUAAAAAUGUCAAUACUUCAAAUAAUGGCAUGUGUUUAUAGAAAGCUGAUAUAAACAUGAACCAGUAUAAAGGUUUACCUUCUUUAGCAAGUAUUCAAAGGUUGUUGGGAUUAUCUUUCUGUCUAUUGCAAUUUGUCUGCUCCACUAACAAUUUCACCAUUCAACUGGCAUGACAACUAUAUAAAUCCAAAUACAAGACGUUUUUGCUAAAGAUGUGCAUUGCUUUAUGAUGGAUUAUUCAAAUAACUUCGCAUUUGAAAUGAAUGUAAGAGCAAACGCCUCGAUUUUUUAAACAAAAGUGUGUGAGCAGCUGUCACAGGUACAAUUACUAUGUUACCACACAAAGGGUAUCCUGUAGAUUAUUUUCAGUCCUUGUUUUGGUAUGGUGUUGCCUUAACACAUGGGAAAAUCAGUUGUGCAUGAAAAGCUGUCGGUCGCCAAGUUCCUACCGAUCACCUUUGCCAUUAAAUGUUCAUUUCAUAGUUGUCUAUUACAAGCUGCCAGGCUCUCAAAAGAAAGAACCAAGCCGCCUUAACAAAGGCACAUAAACUAGCUGUCACUCAGAUAUUCCUUUACAUAUUUUUUUUUCUUUUUGGCUUCAUUUUCUGGGAUUGUGAUAACUCAAAACUGUACACCAUUUAUUCUUGCUUUGCAUUAAAAUUCAAAAACCUAGUAUUGAUACUUUUUCUUUAUAAACCUUUUUUCAUGUUGCUAAAUCCUCUAACUUAGAGCUCAAUUUAAUGACAUGUACUGAUUAUUGGAGCUAUCAUAUAGGUAGACUAGUCAUGCCACAUGUCUUGGGCAACACAGAUCAGGUCUUGCACAAGGACAAAUCCUCAAACCACAAUUUAUGGUUCAGUCUGGUUACAAAUAAACAACUUUAGGCCUGGCCAGUCCUUGCUGAUGCAGUAAGCUUCACGACUCCUUUUUCUUUCCAAAGAAAGUACUUCACUGUGUACUUUUAUGUAGUUUAUUAUGUAUUGUACAUAAGUGUGCUUUAAUUUUAAACUGGCGGCGCUGUAGGUCUGUAAACACAAGCAUUAUCACAAACACCUGAAUGUGUUUCACCUAUGAUGCCAUUAGAUAUAAAUGCUUUGAAUUACAAGCCAUAAAUAUUUUUAAUGAUCAUUAACAUUGCUUUUGGUAUACAAUCCAAAUUUAUAAAAAUCAGCAUAAACACACACAAUUGAGCAAAUAUAGCCAACCUGCUUUAUUUACUGUCAGCUCAAUUGACAGAACGCUUAAAAAAAAAAA
Molecule: messenger RNA, 4973 nt
Organism: Pomacea canaliculata
Lineage: Eukaryota; Metazoa; Mollusca; Gastropoda; Architaenioglossa; Ampullariidae
Product: suppressor of SWI4 1 homolog
Biological process (GO): rRNA processing; ribosomal large subunit assembly
Cellular component (GO): preribosome, large subunit precursor
Molecular function (GO): rRNA binding
Source: RefSeq, a predicted model, not a curated record